UCAAAACAUUUUCAUCCAUAUGGCUUAACGAAGAGGAACAACUUUGUAUGGAAUUUUAAUGGCUAGAUUCAAUGAGAAACGAUAGUGUUGAUCAAAAGGACAAGAUACACUACUUUACCGGAUAGAUGACUGUUUCAUUGAGCGAUUACAAGCAGGUUUCGUAGUUAUUCUAUGUGUAGUCGGUCAACAACAACAACGCCGUUGCUGGUGUCACUGUCACUGUCAGAAGAGCGUCAGAUAACAUCUGCCCCGAUCAUUCAGACGCAGGACAACACAGGCCAUGGGUGCCACGUUUAUUAUUUUGGGUACUUCAAUAUUGGCCCUGCUGCUGGCUGGUUACUUUGCUCAGAUAUAUCUUCCUCCUCCCAAACCCAAGAUAGUGGGUAUUGAUUUAGGAACGACUUACUCCUGUGUAGGAGUUUAUCAUGCUGUAACAGGUAAUGCUGAUGUUUUAGAAGUCCAGGAUGGUCAUAAAUGUAUUCCCAGCAUUGUUGCCUUCAGUGAAGAUGGUAUUGUUGUGGGAUACAAGGCUUUAGCUCAGGCAGAUCAUAACCCAAAGAACACGCUGUAUGAUGCAAAGAGGUUUAUAGGCAAACCACAUACACAAAUAGAACUCAAGGAGGCUCAGAAACAAUACUCAUUUAAGCUGGAAGCAGAUGAGUAUGGCAUGAUUCGGUAUGUUGUGUCAGUGAAUGGGACGGAGAGAAAAGUGACCCCUGAGGAGGUAGGCUCCAUCCUGUUAUCUACGCUAAAAGAGGCAGCAGAACGUAACGUGACAGUUCCUGUUACCAAGGCCGUCAUGUCUGUGCCGGCAGAGUUUGAUGACUUACAAAGAAAUUACACCAGAAAAGCGGCCAAUAUAGCUGGUCUUGAGGUGUUCAGAAUCAUCAAUGAACCCACAGCUGCGGCUCUAGCAUAUGGACUACACAAACACCCCAGCCUGCAGACAAUCCUAGUUGUGGACCUGGGAGGAGGCACGCUGGACGUGUCGCUGCUCAGUGUCCAGGGGGGCAUGUUCCUCACCCAGGCCAUGGCAGGUAACAACCGCUUGGGUGGACAGGAUUUCAACCAGCGGCUGAUGUUGUACUUAUUGGAUAUAAUCAACAGACGCUAUGGUAGAGAUCUGGUGGACAAGGAGGACUUGCAAAAUCUGCGUCUUCACGUAGAAGCUGCGAAGCUCAGCUUGACCUACAAGGACAGAGCCGAAAUUCACUUACCACUUGAAUCAUUCCCAGAAAAGACAGAAUUCAAAGAAGUUGUGACAAGGACUAAGUUUGAGGAAAUCAAUUCAGAUCUUUUCAAAAAGGUUCUGGAGCCGAUAUCAAAAGUGUUGGAGUCAGUGGAAUUACUCAAAGACGAUGUAGAUGAGAUUGUGUUAGUGGGAGGCUCAACUCGCAUUCCAAAAGUAAGGGAGAUAAUCCAGACAUACUUCAACAAAAAACCGAACACCUCAAUUGACCCAGAAGCAGCUGUGGCAGUUGGGGUUUCCAUUCAGGCAGGGAUUAUUGGUGGGAUGUGGCCUCUGACUGUCAGCGCUGUGGAGCUCCCUUCCAGAGUCCGGAAAAUACAAAUGUCUUGAUAAUAAAUUAUUUUAAAUGAUA
Molecule: messenger RNA, 1601 nt
Organism: Liolophura sinensis
Lineage: Eukaryota; Metazoa; Mollusca; Polyplacophora; Chitonida; Chitonidae
Product: heat shock 70 kDa protein 13-like
Exons: 7
Coding region: 281-1579 (432 amino acids)
Molecular function (GO): ATP binding; ATP-dependent protein folding chaperone
Source: RefSeq, a predicted model, not a curated record